Messenger RNA from Trypanosoma cruzi, 387 nucleotides. RefSeq lists its product as uncharacterized. NCBI's taxonomy places the organism in Eukaryota, Euglenozoa, Kinetoplastea, Trypanosomatida, Trypanosomatidae. The record is from RefSeq and is a predicted model, not a curated record. The transcript has a single exon. Bases 1 to 387 code for a protein of 128 amino acids.
AUGUCGACACGGCUGCUCCUCAGAAGCAUCCGUCGCCAGAGGAGAAGUGGCUCCAGACGGGAUGCCCCGACAGACCGCGAGAAGCUUCUCUCGGCGGCAGGGACCGAAGCAGCGAGAAGGACGGCAAGUAGGACACGCGUCCGACUCCCGGUGAUGACACUGUUGCUGCUGCUUGUCCCUGUCCGCUGCUUCUUCUGCUUGCCUCUACUGCCGCCGUGCCAACACUCUAUGGAUUGCGGUUUGGACGGCGUUGCGCUGCGAGGCGACUGCGCUUCCUCCUGCGUGGCCCGCGCUCAGCAUUGGAUUUCCAAUAGAAAAACAUCUAUUUCAAUGGGUGCCGUUCUCCAUAUGCAUGUGCUGUGUCAACUCCGUUUGACUUUUAUUUGA